AUGUGUUCAUCAUCCUCUUCGUCGCGCCGCCGCCGCCGCCGCCUCGGCGCGGGAUUGGGGGGCUCUCCGAUGCCUUCUCGCGCUGCAGCUCCUGCCCCAAGCCGGGCCGAGAAGGAGACUGGCCGCUGCGGUUUUCUGCGCGACUUCCUCGGAUUUCCCCACAAACGCGCUGAUAGUUCGGACGCGGCCCCCGCCGGCCGCCGCCCCCCGCGGGCCUCCCGCCCCCGCCCCUCCCCCUCACCCCCACCCCGUGGCUGCAGCUUCGGGCUCCGCGGCUCAAAAACAAACAGCCGAGGCGCCGCCAGCUCCGCGCUCUGCCACCGCCGGGGACGCCGAGCGGCGCUGGACCCGUCGGUCCUCGUUCGGGCGCGGCGGCUGAGGGCAACGCGCCCCGCGUCGGGGGGCGGCCGCGCCAAAGCCAGGCGUCUUGUCCCUGGCGUCCCGGGGCGUCCCGCACCUCUGCGCCUCCGGGGUGGGCCCGUGCGCUGCGCUCCGGUCUCCGCGCCCCCAGGUAACGCCCAGGAGCCCAGGAAUGAGCUGAGCCCCUCGCGCUUGAGCGGCACCCGCGUGGCUUCCAAGCGCCGCCACACUAGGAUGCUCCCGCUUCUAGCGAGCGCUAGCAGAGAGAGCCGGGACAGCAACGAAAACAAACUGUAAGGCUCUCCAGCCUGGCGGCCGAGGCUCUGGAGCUGCCGCGGAGUAGCAGCCUGCCUUCCCUGCCCGGGCGACGUCCAGAGCUAGGUAGAGCAAAACAACGAAGGCUAUGCAACUCAUCUUGAAUCCGAAACUACAUUUCGUUUUGCAAAGUCACCUACUACUUACUGACUCAAUGGCAGAUGGGCCCGUAGAGCUGACACUCGGUUUGGAAACCAAAUUUUGUGUUUGAACUUGUAUGGCGGCUGCACCCCGCAGCUGCAACUGUUGGGUGGGAGCCGCGAGGUAUUUCUUCUCCUCCGGUUAGGUUACCCUUCUGUGACUUGGGACCACGUCUCUUCAUAGUUCUUGUGUGAUUGGCAGGCAAGAAUGGUUAGUUGUGGGCCAGGCUGAAGACUAGAGGAGGCACAGUGCAGCCUGCCCUCCUGAGCCACAGUUUUAGGCCAACAGAAGUAGUGCUCUCUAUCGAGAGGAAUUUUCUCUUAAGACUCUGGGGCUAUCUGCGCUUCUCUGUGCACUCUCGGCUUCCUCCUUUCUUUUUGGCGGAGGAGUUGAGAGUGUCUCCUCUUGGCCCAGGAAAAGGUUUGUUCUUCUCUUGUCCUCAUCGGGGAUGAUAGAGUUACCAGAAAAAUUAACAAGGCCUCUCCAUCCAGGACUCGGAAAUCCUAAAGAGGGUGAAUAGGAUUGUGGGGGCAACAGCCGAUAGAUGCUCUCGCUCGGAGCCCUCCCCACAAACACACAAGCACAUCACCAACUCCCAUUGGCUGCUUUGGCCUGGCUUGUGUGGUGGGUACUGGAGAGGGACCCAGCCCAGACUUCAACUACUACAGAACUUCUCCCUCAGUGGGGGGAGGUGGGAGUCCUGGCCAGCAAGGGAAAAGAGCUCCCUAAGUGAUACAACUUCUCAUCUUUCCUUCCAUCCUCAAGACCUCUGGUCCAGACACCGAGAGCAGGAGGGAAGGGGACUUCGAUGGCCAGGGAGAUUCCCAAACCGACUCUGCCUCCUCCCUCCUCCAGCGGCUUUCUACUAAAGCAAUAACAGCAGAACAGUGGCUGUGGAGACGUGUUUUGUGAGCCGGCAAGAAAAGGGCAGAGACCAGUAUGGCCUGAGGCUGGGGGAAAAAAUUACCAGUUCUGCCAGAGUCACUACAGGUGAUGGACUCAGUGGCCCAUGUCCUCCAGGGACAAGGUGCCUGCUCUCCACCUGUGCCCCAAGUGGAAAAGCCCAGAAGGACCGAGGCAGCAGUGAAUCUUACUGACUUCACCCGCCUUCGUGACCUUGCCUCUCUGGCAUCCUGCCUUCAUCCCUCCUGACUGUUGGAUCCCAGUUUGUUGCGUGGUAGUGAGGUUCUUUAAGAAAGAAACAAGACACCCCUGCAUUAGGCACAGUCCAAAGCCCUCCGUGCUACCUCAGUGAGGAGUAACUGUGUGUGGAAGCCUAGGGACCUGGGUGAGAAUGACUGGGUUUCAUCUUGAGCAUCCCCGCACACACGGGAGAAGUGACUUCCAUAACUGUAACAGAUAUACAUCGGGUAUCCGCAGGAGAGAUGCUGUCUACUGAGGAAGGGUGGGUUGGGUCCUGCCCUCUAAGCCAGCAUAAAGCCAUUUUCAUUUAAAGCAGCUUGGCUACUUCCAAGAGACCCCAGGGAUCAGGCUUUGUGGACAGGUGAGAGCCGGGAGGGCCAUGCACCUGCAUCUUCAGAGAUUCUGACCACUCCUACCUUUUGUAUGUAAUUCUGCCCUAAUUGCAGGUGAUCUCAGAGGACUAAAGUAUAAAGACUGUGGGACCAGUGGGGUGGGCGAUUCUGUCUAUACAGCUAUGGGGACGUUUCUGGUGGUGCAGCUGCUUUGGGAGUCACUCUUACUCUAAGAAACAAACCCUCACCUGUGCUCUCUUGGCUUCCCCAAGUUAGACUGCAGUGGGAUUCAGGGUCAGUUUGGAGUCCUAUAAGGAGGAAGCACAGGUUUAUGUCUCCACAGGAAAAGCGUCCCUUUAACACCCCCAAGCCUAUCUUGCAUCCCUGCCCUCAUCUGGCAGAGCUGUGAGGAUGAGAGCGAGAAUACAGCUGUUGUCCUGGGUCGGGGUGGGGGUGGCAGAGGAAGCUGUGGCCCAGUCAGAUCACAGGUCUUUGGGACCCUCCAUCAGCUCCUCCACUCUCCAGAGCUCCUGUUCCCUGGCAACACGGGGUAUGUGGGUGGGAACACCCCCUAGCAGUAGCCUUCCAGGGAGGGCUGCACUUCCCAGGAACUCCUUCAGUUCCCAGAGGAGGACAGCAGAGGUAAGAGCUCUUUCCCCUCCUGCUACUUUUUCAAUUCCUCUUACAGAACCUAGGGUUUGUCCUCAGAGCUUCUGAGAGCUGAAGCCCUGGAAAGCAUCUGCCCCUUGCCUGGACAAAGAGAGGGCAUUGGAAGCCAUGUGCAAGGACUCACGGUCCAUUGGGGGGCGGGCAGUUGAUCACUCAGUGUGGACUUCUCAGGGGUUUCACAGGUCCCCUCCCCAACCCCCCACAGCUCCAGGCUGGCCUGGAACAGGGCAAACUCAGCCAGCUGGGCUCUGUGCUUCCUGAAUCCAGAACUCCAAUAGGCAAUCAGGAGCCCCCCUUCUCUACACCCCAUCUGAGGGCUGGGGUGUGGCUGUCUGGGUCAAGGGGAGGCCUCAUUUCUGAGCCAAUAGCUUUUGGGGGGCUCACCAUAGGACUAACACACUGAGGUCAUGUCCUGACACACCAGCAUAUUCUGUAUUUGAGCUUCUAGUAAGGCAUGUUUAAUUAUCAAAUGUAUCACUAGGGGAACAAAACCAGUGUCCAUUAAGUGUUCACAAAGCCUGGGCCACAUGGGACACAUGGUUCUAGUGAGCAUGAGUAAGCCAGUUUUCACAUUAGAGGAAUAACAGUUCUUGUAGCAAUGCGGCACUUUUAAAAGAGGUUAAUUAAUAAACAGCAGGUAAUUGUUCAUGGCACGAUGUGGCAGAGGGUAAUUUUCAUUUUUGAGGAUGGAAGGGCCAGAUGCCCCUCCCCACUCAGCAUUUCUCUGUAAUAAUCACCUUGGCUUCCUUCCGCCUUUAAUUUUUGCAGCUGGAGCUGUUUAUCACUGCUCCAACUUUCACUGAAAAGGCAAAACUAUCACUUAAACAAAGCUAUUGAAAACUCAGCCUCAUAUGUGGCUUUCUUAACAUAAAUAAAUCAUACAAACCAAGAUUUAUGUUCAAGGAAUGAUGUCAUUCACUGAAGGCUGCCUUCCCAAUCAGAUCAGGAUUUCUGUGUGUGUGUCUCUGUCUGUGUCUCUGUGAUUCUGUCUGUCCGCACACUCGCUUUUUGCAAGAAAUUACAACCACAACCUAUCUCUAGCAUCCUGGAUGCUCGUCUGUUUGUCUCGGGUCAUCAAAAUGGUCUUGCCUGUGUGAGCCCAGCAGAACCAGGUCUGAGUGACAAGAACAUUUCACCCUGUAGUUGAGGACAAGAAAGCGGGGCUUCUCUUAAGAGCUCGGUCAGCUGUCGGUUAUUGUCCAGGGUCCCGCGCGUCUUUUGACUUUGGAAUGAGUACAGUUAGGGAAAACACCUCUACAGAAGCUUAGCCAUGCUGAAAUGACUGAGGAACUUGAAAGCCAUGAAGAGGUAGACAAAAGACUGGACAUCCAUACAAUAGAGUAUUGUGUGACCUCCAAAGAGAAUGAGACACUGACCCGUGCUACGAAAGGAUGAACCUCAGAAACACAGUGAAUGAAUGACACCAGUCAUUCAAGGCCACCCAUCAUGUGACUCACAUUACAAAAUGUCCAGAAUCGAGACAGACUGGGGGUUGGGAGAUGAAGGGAAUCUCUGCUCUGUGGAGUGCCCUGUGAUGAAAAUGUUCUGUGAUGAGCCAUGGUUCUGGGUACAUGUCCUGAGGUUUAAAUGUCACCUUCCACCUUACCAGAAGAUGAAUGUUACAAUGUGUGACAAACUCCAAUAAAGUUGUUACUUACAAACCCCUA
Molecule: messenger RNA, 4627 nt
Organism: Alexandromys fortis (reed vole)
Lineage: Eukaryota; Metazoa; Chordata; Mammalia; Rodentia; Cricetidae
Product: ESX-1 secretion-associated protein EspI-like
Exons: 4
Coding region: 1-657 (218 amino acids)
Source: RefSeq, a predicted model, not a curated record